AUAAACAGUCGUCCCGACAGGUUUGUUGUAGUCUCUUCGUUGCUCUUCUACGAUGGAUUAUUUGAGUAUUGAAGAACACGCGGCCGCCUCCGCCGUCGCAGCGCUUGGUGGCAACCAGGAGAACAACAAAAGGUCCCGGGACGACUCUCCCGAUGCUGCCGGUGGUUGCCACAAGCUUGCCCGAGUUGAAGACGAGCAGCUCGUUGCUGCCGGAGGUAUGGGUCCUCCUCUUCCUCCUGCUGAAAAUGUGGCACAAGGCGCCAUGCUCCAGCCUUACCCGAUGUUCUACUACCGAGACUUUUCUACUGAAUCGGAUCCGGACGCCUUGACCCCCUUGACUCCUCCGGGGCGUGUUCCGAACUUCCCUGCGAAGAUGCAUUCAAUUCUCAGCCGUCCUGAUCUUGCGGAUGUGAUCUGCUGGAUGCCCCAUGGCCGAUCUUGGCGCGUUUUGAAGCCUCGGGAGUUUGAGAUUCGUGUAAUUCCCACUUAUUUUGAACACGCCAAGUUCUCAUCCUUCAUUCGUCAGGCGAAUGGAUGGGGAUUCCGUCGAAUCACCCAAGGUCGUGAUCGCAACUCUUACUACCACGAGUUGUUCCUCCGUGGACUUCCCCACCUCUGCAAGCAGAUGAAGCGCCCAGGUGUUGCGCAAAAGCAAGCUGCCGAUCCUGAGCACGAGCCUGAUCUUUACAAAGUCUCCGAGAUGUACGCGGUUCCCGAAAAAGCUGAGGAUGACUCGAUUCUUCUCCAGUGCACGCUUCAGGGAGGCCCGAAGGCCCGCAUGCCCAUCUACUCGGGCGCCCUGAACAACUCCUCUCUCAAGGAUUUCAAGAUGCCUGGUGUUGAAACUGCGUCGUUGACUCCUCGCGACCAGCAAGCACUUAGCGCGUUUCAACAGUCCCUCGGUGCAUCCGAGAGUCAGUUCAAGUCUAUGAGCUUUUCCACCACAACUCCUCAAGCCACCCCGCUUGUACUUCCGCAGCAGUCUUACAUGACGCCGAAUGCUGCCCCCGUCAAUAUUCGACCAAACGUGGCCACCACAGAAGGAACAAAUAACAAUAUGUCAGCUCUCAUGGCAGCUAAUCAAUUGGCUUUUUCUCAACCCAACAUGGCCGCGGCCUUCCAAGCAAGUUCCGCUGCAUCGCAGUUUGCAGCAGGAUUCGCUGCGGCAACCGCUUUGAGUCAUCAACAGUUCCAAACAAUGCUAGGACAGUUUGGAGUAGCUGCCCAACCUACCCAAGUUUCGGUUCAACAACCGAUGAGCAUCCAGCAACAACCCGGGGAGCAACAGCCGCCCAUUCAGGUGCAGCAACAGCAAUCAAUGAUUGCGAACACGAACUAGGAAUACGUUUUCCGUUUACUUUACGUUACGACGACUAGAACGCGGCCACGAGCUCUCCUCAAGUCCUUUUCAUCUUUCCCUUGACACACUCUUUUGCACAACUAACUGGCAUUGCAUGAUUUUAGCUUCACAUUAAUUUCUCUUAACUUUACGGUUAGUUUGAGUUUCUGAUGAAAA
Phaeodactylum tricornutum CCAP 1055/1 is the source of this 1516-nucleotide messenger RNA. RefSeq names its product heat shock factor, DNA-binding (gene HSF1). Bases 53 to 1339 code for a protein of 428 amino acids. The record is from RefSeq and is a predicted model, not a curated record. Lineage: Eukaryota; Bacillariophyta; Bacillariophyceae; Surirellales; Neidiaceae. Gene Ontology annotation, molecular function: DNA-binding transcription factor activity; sequence-specific DNA binding. Gene Ontology annotation, biological process: regulation of DNA-templated transcription. The transcript has a single exon.